Bombyx mori (domestic silkworm) is the source of this 1467-nucleotide messenger RNA. RefSeq lists its product as uncharacterized. Lineage: Eukaryota; Metazoa; Arthropoda; Insecta; Lepidoptera; Bombycidae. The record is from RefSeq and is a predicted model, not a curated record. The transcript has 7 exons. Bases 393 to 875 code for a protein of 160 amino acids.
CAAACAAUAUUAAUCUAUUUUCAAUUCGACCAGAGACUUUAAACAAUAACAAAAGUUUCCCAUUUGACAGUAAACAAAGAGUAUAUUUUUUUGUAUGUGUUGUGUCAAAUACAUGGUAGUGUGUGUAAUGUUUUCUUUAUUUAUUUAAAGUAUCUUUUAUGCAUUAUUUUAAAAAAAUAUUAGCAUUAUGCACUCCUUCUCUAUAUUCUCUAUAAGUGUGGAAAAUUUCAUACUCCUCCGUCCGCGCAAUUUUUGUUAAAAGGGAUACAAAGUUUUUGCUUCAGUGGCAGUGGGCUGGCCAUAUAUGCCGCAGGACUGACGAUCGCUGGAGCAAACGGGUUCGAGUGGAGACCGCGCAGCGGAAGACGUAACGUGGGACGCCCCCUGGCUAGAUGAAAGACCGUGCCGGACCGUCGAGAAAGAGGGGACGUCCCGCUGGACGAAAUCGCGUCCCGUUAUCCUUGGAAGAGCGUCGCAACCGCAACGCACAGUACGAACGAGAGCGUCGCGCGGUCACCGCGGAGGCGACCCAGCAGUUGGCUGAGGCCGCCGGCUGUUCCCCAGAGACUCCAACUGGAGACCUUCUUCUCCAUGUUGUAGCGUAUUUGCAUCGGAAUAUGCAACCACGUCUUGGUGAGGAAAUCGCUGACUUGCGUCGAAGGAAUACAUUAUUGAAAGCUCAAAUUAUACAACUGGAAAACCAGCUAGCUAAUUUGGAAGCAGCUGAUAAUGACAUCAACGAUCAGCAACUCGCUGCACCGUCAGCGUCACUCCCGGGACCCAGUUCGAUUCCGGAGCAUAAUGAGCCCGAGCAGGCUGACACACUGAUCAGCGAAGAGUCCGGGGCAGAGAUGCACUUGCUAGACGACAAAUAGUGAGUACAUCGACCCAUCAGAAGUGGUGAGAUUCAUCAUUUCAUUGAUUCUUUAAAACCCCGCUACACGCUUGUAUUGAAGAGAGCGGUAGUGUUAUAAUUUUAAAUAAGACUAUAAAUGUAUUGUAAUUGAACAUUUGGAUCCAUCGCUUCUAACUUCUAGUUUGAUGUGCCACUUAUCCGACCUGAUGUCGUACACAAUUAACACAGGCGUAUACGUGGACAACCAUGCAAAUAAGCAUCUAUAAACUAACAUUUCAAAUGUUGUAUUCGGAAGAACUAAGUUGUUUUUUUAUUACAUCCAUCGUGCGAAGUAAUCGUGGCACACAUACAAAUAUUAGUUCUUUAUCGGGAGAGGUUAGAAGUAUCUUCAGCUGUAUGCGGCAGCUUGUGUGCGCCCUUAUUACUCGUAAUGCUCGCAUCUACAAGGGACGACGACUACAGUACUAUGGCAUACCAUGAGGAAGGAUACGUAUAUCUAUAAUAGAUUAGGACCAAUUUGACAUGUUCAAUUAAACUUGAUUUUCGACCUAAUGUCGUGUGUGAUUAAUUUGUGAUCUAUUUUGAUGAAAAAUAAAGCUAUAAAAUGUUAA